UGAUGUCAUAAAGCCAAGUUUGGGAAGUUUACAUGUGUCUCUCAAGACAUGAACCAACCAUUUGAACUCAGAAUCGAACUCGAGAUCACACCUUUGUGAGAGAGAGAGCGAAUUUUCAAUUGAGGCAAACUGUUCAUCAAUGACAGACUGCAUCUACACAAGAACAAUGGACCAGCAACAACUCUACGAGGAUGCCACAGCGAUCAGCUAUCAACAGCUCUCUGCAGAGCUCCAGGCUGAAAAAGAUAACAAUUAUUAUCUUCAGCUGCAAUUCGCUUCACGUGAGACAAACCUGAGCUGUGAUGAGAAGGUGAAGCACCUUAAGAAUGAAGUGGUCAGACUGGUGGUCCUAAACGGGUCCCUCCAGCAACAAGUAGAGACUACUGCACUUCUUCAGUGGGAAAAUAGCAACCUGCAGGAAGAAAACCGCACCUUACAGGAUCAGGUGCACGUCCAAACAUGGUCCCUCCAGCAACAAGUAGAGACUACUGCACUUCUUCAGUGGCAAAAUAGCAACAUGCAGGAAGAAAUCCGCACCUUAAAUGAUCGGGUCCUCGUCCAAACGGGGUUCCUCCUGAAACAAGUGGAGGAUACUGAACUUCUUAAGUGGCAAAAUAGCAACCUGCAGGAAGAAAACCGGACCUUACAGGAUCAGUUGUUCGUCAAAACGGGGUCCCUCCAGCAACAAGUGGAGAAUACGACGCUGCUUCACGAGGAAAAUAACACCCAGCAGGAUGAAAACAGCCCCCUGCAUGAGGAGAACCGCAUCUUGCAGGAGAAGCUGACCCAGAAUAACACCGAAGUGGUCAGACAGAGCCUCCAAAACGACUUCCUCCAGAACCAAGUGGACUACUUGAAUAAGCUCCUGGAAGAGAAAGACAGCACCCUACAGGACGAAAUACGCACCUUGCAGAAUGGAAAUAGCACCCUGCAGGACAAAAUACGCACCUUGCAGAAUGAAAAUAGCACCCUGCAUGAUGAGGUGCUCGUCCAAACGGGGUCCCUCCAGAAACACAUGGAGAAUACUACGCUGCUUCGGGAGGAAAAUAAUACCCAGCAGGACAAAAUCCGCACCUUGCAGAAUGAAAAUAGCAAACUGCAGGAUGAGGUGCUCAUCGAAACAGGGUCCCUCCAGAAACAAGUUGAGAAAACUGCACUUCUUCGAGAGGAAAAUAGCACCCUGCAGGACAAAAUCCGCACCUUGCAGAAUGGAAAUAGCACCAUGCAGGACAAAAUCCGCACUUUGCAGAAUGAAAAUACCACCCUGCAGGAUGAGGUGCUCGUCCAAACAGGGUCCCUCCAGAAACAAGUUGAGAAAACUGCACUUCUUCGAGAGGAAAAUAGCACCCUGCAGGACAAAAUCCGCACCUUGCAGAAUGGAAAUAGCACCAUGCAGGACAAAAUCCGCACCUUGCAGAAUGAAAAUACCACCCUGCAGGAUGAGGUGCUCGUCCAAACAGGGUCCCUCCAGAAACAAGUUGAGAAAACUGCACUUCUUCGAGAGGAAAAUAGCACCCUGCAGGAUGAGGUGCUCGUCCAAACGGGGUCCCUCCAGAAACACAUGGAGAAUACCACGCUGCUUCGGGAGGAAAAUAACACCCUGCAGGACAAAAUCCGCACCUUGCAGAAUGAAAAUAGCAAACUGCAGGAUGAGGUGCUCAUCGAAACAGGGUCCCUCCAGAAACAAGUUGAGAAAACUGCACUUCUUCGAGAGGAAAAUAGCACCCUGCAGGACAAAAGCCGCACCUUGCAGAAUGGAAAUAGCACCAUGCAGGACAAAAUCCGCACCUUGCAGAAUGGAAAUAGCACCAUGCAGGACAAAAUCCGCACCUUGCAGAAUGGAAAUAGCACCCUGCAGGAAAAAAUCCGCACCUUGCAGAAUGAAAAUAGCAAACUGCAGGAUGAGGUGCUCGUUGAAACAGGGUCCCUCCAGAAACAAGUUGAGAAAACUGCACUUCUUCGAGAGGAAAAUAGCAUCUUGCAGGACAAAAUCCGCACCUUGCAGAAUGAAAAUACCACCCUGCAGGAUGAGGUGCUCGUCGAAACAGGGUCCCCCCAGAAACAAGUUGAGAAAACUGCACUUCUUCGAGAGGAAACUAGCACCCUGCAGGACGAAAUCCGCACCUUGCAGAAUGAAAAUAGCACCCUGAAGGAUGAGGUGCUCGUCCAAACAAGGUCCCUCCAGAAACACGUGGAGAAUACUACGCUGCUUCGGGAGGAAAAUAACACCCUGCAGGACGAAAACUGCACCUUGCAUAAUGAAAAUAGCACCCUGCAGGAUGAGGUGUUCGUCCAAACAAGGUCCCUCCAGAAACAAGUUGCGAAAACUGCACUUCUUCGAGAGAAAAAUAGCAUCCUGCAGGAUGAGAUGAGCGAUCUCAAAGAGGCUCACAAAUCCAGCCUAGAAAAGCUCCAAGCUGUGCAGGAGAACAAUCAGGGCAUCCGAACUGAACUCGAGGACCCCAGCGACCUUCACGACGUGAAUGUGAAGAUGCUUACCAACGAGCAGCAGAAAAGCAAGACCCAAACCAAGUCUCUCCAGAAAGAAGUGGCAAACUUGAGUGAUGACCUUCAGAACGAAAACAGCAGCAAACAGAAAAAGAGGAGAAGAAAGCAGAAGGGAGCAGGAAGCUGUCUCUAAAUGAAACCACAUUGCGGUUUCAUGUGUGUAUAUAUAUAUGCAUAUAGUGUAAUAUGCAUAUAUAUGUACAGAGUGUAAUGUGUAUAUAUAUGUAUAUAGUGUAAUAUGCAUAUAUAUGUACAGA
Sebastes umbrosus (honeycomb rockfish) is the source of this 2765-nucleotide messenger RNA. RefSeq names its product coiled-coil domain-containing protein 39-like. Bases 140 to 2641 code for a protein of 833 amino acids. The transcript has a single exon. Lineage: Eukaryota; Metazoa; Chordata; Actinopteri; Perciformes; Sebastidae. The record is from RefSeq and is a predicted model, not a curated record.